AUUGUCCGUUUUUCUAUUCAUUGUCUUGCUCUAUUGUCCAUUUCGAUUCAGGGGACAAUAACGACUGUGUCAUUCAACCCCCUUCUUCGCUUCAGCACUGGUAUAUUUGAUAUAUUACCCCAUUUUCCACUUCAGAACUGUUCUUUUUUUUACAAUAUAUACCAAACGAUAUCUCUCUUACCAACUCAUUGCUUCGAAUCACCAACUACUUGAUUCAUCCCUUCGAUAUCAACCAGGCCAUUUACUUCAUCCCGACGAUACCAACCAAUAGCUGCCGGCAGCCACAACUCUCCACCAAAACCUACCAGCCCAUCCACAAAUAUAACAUCUCUCCAUUCUCAUCCACACAUCCGCCAAAAUGUUCAACAUCCUUUCCCUGUUCCAAAACUUCAAGAAGACUGGCGCCGGCUAUGUCAUUCUCAACAUCAUCCGAGUCCUCAACAUUAUCACGUUGGGUCUUAUUGUUGCGGGUAGCUGGAUCAUGCUCGUCAGGACUGUCCAGACUUCCAACUUCUUUUUCUUCGACGGCGUUACCCACUUUGCCACGAGCACAAUCAGCAUAUUUCUGAUCCUUUCAGAGCUCUGUCUCUUCAAAAGCUGGUUCUCAAGAAACUGGCCUUUGUUGAGCGAGGAGUCAGGCCUUAUCACUUUGGCUUUGUCUAUGACGAUUCUGGGUUGCAAUCUGCUUGGCAACCUCAACAAGCCUGCAACUUCGCAAGAAGCUAUUGGCAUGUCAUUCUGGAGUGUGGUCGUUGCUGGAGGCAUCCUCGGUCUUGUCUUUGGAGUCAUCAACUUCAUUGCUCAUUACGCCUUCCGCAUUCGCAAGAAGGGCAUUACAUCCCGCCAAAUCAGAGCCCACGGCGCCAAAGUCUUGCUCGACGACCUACCAAAGUCGGUGCGCAGCAACUCAACUGGAACCAGGUCAUUCGAGCUUCCCCAGUACACCAAGGAGAAUGAGAACCGCCAGUCAAAAUUCAAACUUGGCAACUUCAAGUUCAACAACCCAAUCCGCUCAUCGCUCAUCUCGAGGCCUGUUCCCACCAACACCGAGCAGUUCAAGGAAUGGGAAGACCGUUGCGAACCUAUCAACAACAAGCUUCAGGUACCACCACCAGCGCGCCACCCAGCCUACACUGCAUCUGUGUACAGCCGCAACAGUGGAGCAUUUUAGGUGCAGCAUGGGUAUCAUUGGAAUUUAUGGUGUAUGAUUGCGUAUUGUUUGUUUUAACUAUGGAGUUCGGGGUGGUGUUGGUACAGGCGUCGGAAGAUUUGCAUGGUCAUUACGUCCAGACGGGCAGUUCACACUUUAUAAACCAAAUAAUAUUAUUUCCA
This is a messenger RNA of Pseudogymnoascus verrucosus, 1332 nucleotides long. RefSeq lists its product as uncharacterized. NCBI's taxonomy places the organism in Eukaryota, Fungi, Ascomycota, Leotiomycetes, Thelebolales, Thelebolaceae. The record is from RefSeq and is a predicted model, not a curated record. The transcript has 2 exons. Bases 359 to 1171 code for a protein of 270 amino acids.